Molecule: messenger RNA, 4906 nt
Organism: Protobothrops mucrosquamatus (brown spotted pit viper)
Lineage: Eukaryota; Metazoa; Chordata; Lepidosauria; Squamata; Viperidae
Gene: GOLGA3
Product: golgin A3
Exons: 23
Coding region: 269-4783 (1504 amino acids)
Source: RefSeq, a predicted model, not a curated record
UGUUUAUCUCGGUGUGUGACAUAACUCAACUAUUAUUUUCUUUCUCUGCAGCUACGCUAAUGAUCUCCAGAAAUUCUUCAGUUGUCCAUCAAGUGGGCUGGAACUAAACCAAAUUGCUUGCUGCAAAUAAAUUGGCGCAGAAGCCCUCACGAUGCACGGGCUGUCUUUUGGCUCCCAGCGGUAUUGAUGGAGUAAAAACUGGACCCAGUAGGUGACUUGGAAAAUUCCACUGGGGAAAUAUUUCCCUUGGACCUUCACCCCUCCAGCCAUGGACUCUUCGGUGGUCAUUCAGGAAGCCAGCAAUGGUACCCCCAGCAGUUCUGAACAUCAACCAGACCUGGAGGCCAAAUCUAAGUGGAUAAAGGAAGAUGUUAACUUGGUUAGUGUAAAUAACAGCCGAGUGUCAACCGAAGGGGACACCUUAGCCCUCAAGAGCAGCCCAGACCCUUGUGCGAACGGACCGACGCCUUAUGACCCCGAACAGCCUGUGACCUUUGGCCCCAUCAAAAGCGCCCGGGAGGAUGAAGCAGCUUCAGGUGUGCUUGGUGUCCAUGAGCACCUAGAGGCAUCUCAGGGCGGUAGUGAUGAGAGCUUAGCUCUUAGGAAGGACACCCUGCAGUCUCUCAAACUAAGCCUCCCUUUGCAAGAAACCAAACUGUGCUCAGCCGAUGCUCCUCUCCCGCUGGAGAAGGAAGAACUGAUCCGGCUUCAGGCCCGGAAGCGCCUGGAAGAACAGCUCAAGCAGUAUCGGGUCAAGAGGCAUCAAGAGAGACUGUUUACAGCUAAAAGCCGCCUCUCCAGCACCCUGGAUCCCGAGCUGAUGUUCCAUCCGGAGCUCUUACCAAGGGCCAGCCCUGUGGCGAUGACCAAAGAAUAUUCCUUUUUGAGAACCAGUGUCCCGCGAGGACCGAAAGUGGGCAGCCUGGGUCUCCCAGCUUCCUCGAAAGAGAAAAAAAGUCCCAAAUCUUCCAAAACAAGCCGGAUUCGCUCUCUGGCAGAUUAUCGAACGGAAAACCCCGACGGCAGCACCAGUGGGACCGUCCCGGUGGCCGAUUCAUGGGGCGGAUCGCUGAAAGCCAACUCAAACAGUCUGACCUCGGUUCUGUCUUCCGUCAGUCUGACCCCCGAUUCAGAUGACCGGCUGGAAGCUUCGUCCUUGGCGGGAGACAGCCUGUCGGAAAUGGACGGCAGCGAAGCAGGAAUGAGGCUGGACGGCAACGAAAGCGACAGCUCGACCUACAGCAGUGUGUCGGGAAGAGGCCCCACUUCCUCCAGCCCCAAAAGCAAGCAGGGUCCGACCUUCACCGUCAACGGGCAGAAGAUCCCGUUGGAUGCUGUUGGACAGUUUCCUUCCAUCAGGGAGGUCCUCCAGGCUGCGGCAACAGAAUAUCGGGCUCAGGACCAAGAGGUCAAUGGGGAAGCCAGAAGCCGGCGGGACAGUAUUUCUAGCAGCAUAUCCAUGGAAAGUUCAGUCGCUGGGACCCACGAUGAGCUGCUUCAAGUCCUCAAAGAGAAGAUGAGGCUGGAAGGACAAUUGGAGGCUCUGUCAUUGGAAGCCAAUGAGGCCCUCAAAGAAAAAGCAGAAUUGCAAGCCCAGCUGGCUGCGGUCCAGAUGAAACUCCAAACCCACAUGGAGCAUUCACAGACCAGCCAGCAGAAGCAGGACUCCCUGAAUUCAGAGGUGGCUACCUUGAAGCAGUCCUGCUGGGAACUGGAACGUGCCAUGGCUGAGCUACAGACCACGUUGGAGGCCAAGAAUGCAGGCUUGCUGGCUUCUCAUAAUGACCUGCAGUUGGCAGAAGAACAGUACCAGAGGCUGAUGGGGAAGGUAGAAGACUUGCAGAAAAAUGUCCUUAGCAAGGAUAGCACGGUUCACGAUCUCCGGCAACAGCUCUCCUCGUUACAAAGUCAGCUUCAGCAGGUCGAACUGGACCGCGCGUCCUUGACCGGUAAGCUGAAGUCCUCUCAGGCAGAGAUCUCGUCCCUGCAGAAGGUUCGGCACUGGUACCAACAACAGCUGGCGGUGGCUCAGCAAGCAAGGAUCCGUCUGCAGAGCGACAUGGCCAACGUAAAGGCUGGACAGAUGACCCAAGUUGGUCUGCUGGAGCAUCUGAAGUUAGAGAACGUAACCCUGUCUCAUCAAUUAACAGAGACUCAGCAUAGAUCGAUCAAAGAGAAGGAACGCAUAGCUGCACAGCUGCAAAAUAUCGAGGCUGACAUGUUAGACCAGGAAGCAGCCUUCCUGCAGAUCCAGGAGGCUAAGAGCAUGGUAGAAGAUGAUUUGCAGAGGAAACUGGAGGAGUUUGAGGACGAGAAAGAACAACUUCAGAAGAUGGCUGAUUCGGCAACAGGAUUGGAGCAGGAGCUGGAAAAGGUCAAAUUAACGCUUCAACAGCGAGACUUACAGCUGGAAACCCUGCAGCAGGAACAGCUGGAUCUGAUGAAACAGUUGACCUCUGCCCAAGAGACGUUACAGACCCAAGACCAAACCUUGGGUGAACUUCAGGUGCGCUAUGACGAACUGGAGGCCAGGUUGGCUGAGCUGCAAGGAGAGGCUGCCUCGAAGGACGACGCCCUCCGCUAUUUGCAGAAUGAGAAGAUCGUUUUAGAAAUCGCCCUGCAGGUAGCAAAGACGGGACAGCAAGGACUUGAAGAGGACAUCCAGCAGUUAGGAGGCCACGCCGAGGCGGCCUCAGAUGUUUUGGAGCAGCUCAAGCAAGAAAUAGCCAUCAAAUCAAGUCAGGUGGAGAACCUGCAGCAGGAGAGUGCAAAUCUGAAGAAGCAAACCCAGAAAGUGAAGGAACAGUAUCUUCAACAGAAGGUGAUGGUGGAGGCCUACCGCCGAGACGCGCUUUCCAAAGAUCAGCUGAUCAGUGAACUGAAGGCCACCAAGAAGAAGCUGGAUGCGGAAAUCAAAGAGUUGAAGCGGGAAUUCCUUCAGCUUCAGAGCGAGAAGAAAACCAUGGAGGUGGAGAAUUCCAAGCUAGCGAAGGAGCUGGUGCAGAUUCAGCAGCAGAUGGAGGAACUGGAGAGCCAGCUUCAGGUGGCCCAGAAAGAACGAAACGAGAUGGAGACAGAGCUACAGUCUUUGCGGUUUGACCAAGGAGAGAUGUCGGCUCUUGUCAAAGUAAACGAAGACUUACAAAGACAAGUGGAUGCAAUGCAACAAGAAACAAAGAUGGCCAUUACCGAACAGAAGCAGAACAUGAAGAGGCUGGGUUCCGAUCUGAACACAGCCCAGAAGGAGAUAAAAGCCAAGCACAAAGCUUACGAGAAUGCCGUGGGGGUCCUUAGUCGGCGGCUGCAGGAGGCCCUGGCGGCCAAGGAGUCGUCUGAAGCGGAACUGAAUGAACUCAAGGCGCAGAUCUCCGAGAGUGAAAGUAACCAAGCCAGCCUAGAGAGGAUCCGGAUGCUGGAGGCGGAAGUGCAGUCUCUGACCCACAGUAAGAUGGUCCUCGAGAAGGAGCUUCAAGAAAUCAUCUCUCUCACCAGCCAGGAACUGGAAGAAUACCGAGAGAAAGUCCUGGAGCUGGAAGAUGAGCUUCAAGAAGCCAGAGGCUUCCGGAGGAAGAUCAAACGCCUGGAAGAUGCCAACAAGAAGCUCUCCCUCGAACUGGAACACGAGCGUGGAAAGCUCACUGGCCUGGGCCAGUCCAACGCAGCUCUGCGGGAGCACAACCGCAUCCUCGAAGCCGCUCUGGCCAAGAGAGAGGCGGAUUUGGUGCAGCUGAAUCUUCAGGUCCAGGCGGUUCUGAGGAGUAAGGAGGAGGAAGAUCAAAAGAUGAAGCAGCUGAUCCAGACUUUGCAAAUGGCUUUGGAGAAAGAGAGAGCAAAUGUCCUAAGCCUUAAGGAACAGGUUACAACCUCAAAAGCGGAGUCGGCACACAACCGUCGGCAUUACAGAGCUGCCGCCCUGGAACUUGGCGAGGUCAAGCGAGAGCUGCAAGGGAAAGAAGUUCUCAUCCAGGCCCUCCAGGCUGAAGUCGACAAGUUGCAGGCAGAAGGCGGAGCGCACUCCGAGGAAGUCUCUCAGAUCCAGCGAGACCUUGUAGACGCUCGGUCCCAGCUUCAGCUUCUGCAGAAGCAGCUGGACGACCAGCUUGGGAAGCAGCCCGCAGAAAAUCAAGAGCUGGAAGACCUCAGAUGGGAGGUUGAGCAGAAAGAGAGGGAGUUCCAAGCUCUGAAGCAACAGCUGGAUUUGACUGAGCAGCGCGGUCAGAAGGAGCUGGAAGGCGUGCAGCUAGUCCUCCAGAACCUCAGGAUGGAAUUGGAGAUGGUCCGGGACGAUUUGUCCCUCACCCAGAAAGAUAAGUUCACACUGCAGGCAAAAAUGUCUGAACUGAAGAACAGCAUCAAGACGCUGCUCCAACAGAACCAACAGCUGAAGCUGGAUUUGAAACAGGGAAAAAUGAAAAAGAAAAAACUCAAGGGAGAGACCAGCUCAAAUCCGGUGACGCCAGUGAAGGUCCCCGAUUGUCCGGUCCCUGCUGCUUUGCUAGAAGAGCUAUUGAAACCUCCAUCAGCUGUGAGUAAAGAGCCACUGAGGAACCUCAACAGCUGCCUCCAGCAACUCCGGCAAGAGAUGGACAGCCUGCAGCAUCAAAUGGAAGAGCACACCGUAACGGUCCACGAAUCGAUGUCUUCCUGGACACAGAUCGAAGGCCAGUUAACGGACCCUAGUACUAAUCUCUCUGUAACUCUAUUAGCCAAUGAGAAUCUUCCUCACAGAGACCUCCAGGAUCAAAAGCCAAGCACGGGCAUCAAGGAAGAGUUGACCCUGUGAUCCCACCCAGGCCCACGGAUUUCCAUCAGAACUGCUUUAAGUAUGAUUGUUGGUUUUUUUUUUUAAAAAAAGUAUUUAUCAAAACCCUAUUUAUAUUUUGUUCUUAAAACAUUUUAAAGUCCU